Cavia porcellus (domestic guinea pig) is the source of this 1782-nucleotide messenger RNA. RefSeq names its product transmembrane protein 158 (gene Tmem158). The coding region runs from base 334 to 1188 and encodes 284 amino acids. NCBI's taxonomy places the organism in Eukaryota, Metazoa, Chordata, Mammalia, Rodentia, Caviidae. The transcript has a single exon. The record is from RefSeq and is a predicted model, not a curated record. Gene Ontology annotation, molecular function: peptide binding.
GCCAGAGCCUCUCGGGCGGGUGUGACGCGGAGCCUCCCCGCAGGACGCUCCGAGCCCGCGGGGUUCCCCGCCCCGCAGCUCUCGCCCUCGAGUCCGAGGCCCCGCACCCCGAGCGCAGGGCAGGGCGGGGCAGGGCGGGGCGCGAGGGGCGGAGCCGCGCGGGGAAUCCCGCCCGCGAGCCAGCGAGGAGCGAGCGCGGACGCACAGAACGCGGCGGUCCCGGGCCGGCGCGGACACCGAACGGGGUCCUCUCCUUCUCCGCAUCCUCUGCCCGCGUCCGCAUCCGCGCCAUGCAGCCGCCGCCCGCCCCGAGCGCGUAGCCCGCCGCAGGCCAUGCUGCCCCUGCUCGCCGCGCUCCUGGCCGCCGCCUGCCCGCUGCCCCUGGGCCUGCUCGGGGCGGCCCCCAACGCCUCGGCCGACGCCACCGCCGCGCCUCGCAUGCCGGCCUCGGAGCCACCCGAGCGCGCGGGGCCCAGGGCCGAGGACGACGCGGCGGCGCCCUCCUGCAACAUCAGCGUGCAGCGGCCCAUGCUGAGCUCGCUGCUCGUGCGCUGGGGCCGCCCGCGCGGCUGGCAGUGCGACCUGCUGCUCUUCUCCACCAACGCGCACGGCCGGGCGCUCUUCGCCGCCGCCUUCCACCGCGUGGGGUCGCCACUGCUCAUCGAGCACCUGGGGCUGGCGGCGGGCGGCGCGCAGCAGGACCUGCGCCUGUGCGUGGGCUGCGGCUGGGUGCGCGGCCGCCGAUCCCGGGCCCCCGCGCCCGCGCCGCCCCCCGGGGCGACCCCUGCCGCGCCGUCGUCCGCGCUGCCCGCCUACCCCGCGGCCGACACGCCCGCGCCGCUCUGGCUGCAGGCCGAACCGCGCCACUUCUGCUGCCUGGACUUCAGCCUGGAGGAGCUGCAGGGCGAGCCGGGCUGGCGGCUCAACCGCAAGCCCAUCGAGUCCACGCUGGUGGCCUGCUUCAUGACCCUGGUCAUCGUCGUGUGGAGCGUGGCCGCCCUCAUCUGGCCGGUGCCCAUCAUCGCCGGCUUCCUGCCCAACGGCAUGGAGCAGCGCCGGACCGCCGCGGGCGCGACCCCCGCUGCCCCUACCGCCCCCGUGCCCGCGGGGACCACGGCCACGGCCGCCGCCGCCGCCGCCGCUGCUGCCGCCGCUGCCGCCGCCGUCACCUCGGGGGCCGCCAAGUGACCGCCGCGCGCCCCGCGCCGCCCGGCUGCGCCCCGGACGCCGACCCCGCAGGUGUGCUUCGUGCUGUGGUCCUGUGCGUCCUGUCCCUGGGGAGGGGGCACCCGCGUGGACUGGCGCGUCCGCGAAGCCUGAUGUGUGCGCCCACGCAGUCCACGGACUGCAGGGUGGGACCCGGGGCUCGGGUGACAGCAGAAAAUGGGGCCCCUUUCCCUCGAUCGCAUUCCUCCCGCCCGCCGCCCUCCCCAGCCGCGUGCCCUUGACUCAUGGCAGAAAACGACCAGACCCUGUGUAUUUGUUUUAUAUAUCGAAUAACUGUUUUAAAUGAACGUUUUAGUAAAAAAAGAAAAUCACAAAACAAAAAUAUUAAAUGCCUAUCGCUGUCGUUAAGAGAAGCGCUUUGUAUCUGGACAUCGUUGUAUCUGAGGUUUGCUGUUUUUAAAUUUAAGAAUUGGGGCAUGGGAAGGAUUCACACCAGUGCAUUGUUACCGCUGACAAUGAACUUUAUGAGCCUUUUCAAGUCACGUGGCCUGGUGGGCAUUUCUUCUUGUAUUUCUGUGAUCUUUUUGGCUUUUAAUACAGAUGUUUUCCUCCAGA